AUGAAAGAUGACCUAAGCAACAAACUCGAUCUCGCGUCAACUCAUCGAGUCAUACCACUCAAGCGCACACAAGAAUACGUCUCACGCAUACUGGGGAAUGACUAUGCUGUACACGAAGUGUCAGCCAAAGAUGAUAAAGGGAUCGAAGAACUUUUUCUUCAAAUCACAAGAGCUCUAGUUGAUCGUAAAAACAACCGAGAUGGUCGACCACCAAUACAUGUUAAUCCAGUAUAUGUCGCAAUAGAUGACUCUCAACAGACAACCGAUGCAACGUGUUGCAAUUCAUGA
Molecule: messenger RNA, 288 nt
Organism: Paraglomus occultum
Lineage: Eukaryota; Fungi; Glomeromycota; Glomeromycetes; Paraglomerales; Paraglomeraceae
Source: the annotation of a GenBank genome assembly